AUGCCGUCAGCGAACCCACUCCGAGAUGAUGCUUUUGGAGCGUCAAGCACUGAUUUGGAUUAUGAUGUUCUCAUAAUUGGCGCUGGGCUCAGUGGAAUCCUCAGCCUUUACCGUAUGCGAGAGCUUGGAUUGAAAGCCCUCGUACUCGAGGCUGGGUCUGCCGAAGGAGGAACUUGGUUCUGGAAUAGAUAUCCCGGUGCACGAUUUGACUCUGAAAGUUACUCGUACAUCUUCUCAUUUUCACAAGAGGUUCUCGAUGAAUGGAAUUGGACAGAACAUUUCGCUCCUCAACCAGAAACACUUCGGUACAUCCAGUAUCUCACAUCCAAGUUCGACCUCAAGCGUGAUAUGCAAUUCGACACGCGUAUCAAGUCAGCAAAAUUUCAAGAGGAUACUUCUUCAUGGUUGCUGGAAGAUGAGGCUGGAUCCCAUUACAAAUGCCGGUACCUCAUCACAGCGAUGGGUAUCUUGAACAAGCCGACACUACCUAACAUUCCUGGUGUUAGAGACUUCCAAGGCGAGUCCUGGCAUACGGCAAGAUGGCCCAGUGAUUCUUCGAGUCUUAUUGGAAAGCGAGUGGGUAUCAUUGGCACAGGUGCAACAGCCAUCCAGACCAUCCAAGCAAUCUCUGACAAGGUUGGGCACCUUACGGUAUUUCAAAGAACUCCCAACUGGACAGCUCCUUUGAGAAAUGCAAAGAUUAGUCCUGAGGAGAUGCAAGAAAUCCGCAAGAGAUACCCAGAAAUCUUCCGCCAAUGUCGCGAGUCGUAUUCAUGCUUUAUUCAUGUGAGCGACCCCAAGAGCAUCUUCUCUAUGACAGAAGAAGAACGCGAAGAACACUGGGAAAAGCUUUAUGCUUUGCCUGGGUUCGCCAAGGUUCUCAGCAUCUCGUCCGAUGUAUUCACAGACCACAAGGCAAAUGAGCUGUAUAGCAAGUUUCACGCAGACAAGAUUCGCUCAAGAGUCAAUAAUCCCGUGAUUGCUGAAAAGCUGAUACCGAAGAAUCAUGGCUUCGGUACAAGACGAGUCCCUUUGGAGAGUGGCUAUUUCGAGGUCUUCAAUCAGUCCAAUGUCAAGUUGGUGGAUAUAAGGGAAGAUCCGAUUUCCCAAAUUUCAGGAACUGGUGUUCAGACGGGUGACGAGUUUCAUGAACUUGAUAUUCUGAUUUAUGCUACUGGUUUCGACGCUGUCACUGGUUCUUUCAAUGCCGUGGAUAUUGAAGGCCGUGGAAACACCAAGUUGAAAGAUGUUUGGGCUCAUGGAAUCAAGACGUUCCUCGGGCUUACAGUCAAAGACUUUCCAAACAUGUUUAUGAUCAUGGGACCGCACCAAAUGUUUGGUAACAUCCCCAGGUCAAUCGAGUAUGCCGCUGACUGGGUGGCUGAGUUUAUCCGUUAUGCCCGCGACAACAAAGUCACUUAUGCGGAAGCGACUGAUAGAGGUAUGGAGGAAUGGACGCAGCACGUGCAUGACUGCGGCAAAGGAUUACUGGCCAAUGAGGUUGACUCUUGGAUGACUGGGGUAAACAAGAACUUGGCCCACAAGCAGAAGCGGUCCAUGACACGAUAUAACGGGCCAGCCCCAGGAUAUCGAAGGAGAUGUGAUGAGGUUAAGGCGCGGGAGUACUCGGACUUUGUGAUGAGGCAUAAUUGA
Fusarium coffeatum is the source of this 1653-nucleotide messenger RNA. RefSeq lists its product as uncharacterized. The transcript has 3 exons. NCBI's taxonomy places the organism in Eukaryota, Fungi, Ascomycota, Sordariomycetes, Hypocreales, Nectriaceae. The record is from RefSeq and is a predicted model, not a curated record. Bases 1 to 1653 code for a protein of 550 amino acids.